Messenger RNA from Aedes albopictus (Asian tiger mosquito), 3097 nucleotides. RefSeq names its product rabankyrin-5. NCBI's taxonomy places the organism in Eukaryota, Metazoa, Arthropoda, Insecta, Diptera, Culicidae. Gene Ontology annotation, molecular function: metal ion binding; protein binding. The coding region runs from base 16 to 2715 and encodes 899 amino acids. The record is from RefSeq and is a predicted model, not a curated record. The transcript has 4 exons. Gene Ontology annotation, cellular component: cytoplasm; nucleus.
AAUCAUUCGAUAUUCAUGAAUCUUCAUUUUCUGUAUCCAUUCCAGCUUUCCGAGAUUGUGAACAGCUUAUCGCCGCAGGGUCAACUACCGCUAGGUCUAGCUCUUAUGGGUCGUAGCACAGGAAUUGCUCAGACCUUGCUGGAAACAGGCAGAGCGGAUAUUAACGCCUUCACAUCAGACGGCUGCACUCUGUUGAUCGAUGCCAUCAAACGUGGUGACGGAUUCACCGCACAAUUCCUGCUGGACAAGGGUUGCAACAUCGAUCUGGUGACGCGGGAUACCUCGGACACGGCGUUGCAUUUGGUUUGCACCUACGCCGAAAAGUGCACCGACCCGGAGACGUUCCGAGACAUGCUGAUCGUCGGCCGGCAACUGCUCAAACGUCGUGCAGAUCCGAACGUUCAGAACAUCAGAGGAUACACCCCGCUUCACAUCGCAAUCACCUCUCAGCAUAUGGACAUGAUCUAUGAGUUGCUCAGCGACGAGGUGCUAAAUCUGGACACCAACAUUCGCACGCUGGACGAAAAAUGUGCCUUGCAGUUUGCCCUGAUGCCCCCGCACACCGACGGGCCGCCUUUCGAUUUGGCCAGAUUACUGCUGCAGAAGGGAGCUAGACCCAAUCCUAUCAGUUCCGAUAGUGGCGACAGUCUAUUGCACAUUCUGGCUCAGAACCGACUGGAAGAUGCGGCCGUGUUUCUGGCGGAGUUUGCCAAUUUGAACCACGUGAACAAGGCCGGAUUGACACCGCUGCAUGUGGCCGCCUCGCAAGGACUGUCGAACUUGACGCGUGCUUUGCUGGAAAAAGGCGCAUCGCCCAACAUGCAAUCCGUAGUGGCCGAUCUGAAGUCUCCUCUGCACUACGCAGUUGAAGCGAAUGGCGCUGAAGUUAUAAAAGCUUUCAUUGAACACGUGAAAUCCGGGGAUGAUACGGCGGAAAAGAUAAACUUCAAUUUGAAGAAUGCGUUUGGCGAUUCACCAUUUAGUUUAGCGCUUUCAUUAGGAUACAAUGAUCUGGUGCCUCUGCUGAUAAAAGGUGGUGCAGAUGUGAACGCUCGUAACGGACAAGAUAUGACUCUGCUGCAUCAGGCCAUUCUUAAGGAAGACUCAAAGACAGCCGUGUUCUUGCUAAAUCAUGGAGCUGACAUGAACGCUUUGACGGCAGAUCAGGAGUCGCCUCUACAGCUGGCCAUUCAUUGUCGAUUGCCUGAUGUGGUGGAUGUCUUGUGCACCCGUGGAGUAUCCUUCAGUGCACCGGACAACAAGGGUGACUGUCCGCUGUGGUCUGCUUUGGAAUCGGAGCAAUUCGAGAUCGCUUCGGUGUUAGUCAGACACGGAGUUGACACCGAUUGCUGGGGACCCGGUCCUGAAGGAUGCCUUCAAACGCUGCUACACCGUGCCAUUGAUGAGAACAAAGAAACGGCCGCCCAGUUCUUGAUCCGAAGUGGCUGUGAUCUGGAUUCCCCGCGACAACCUGGUCCGCAGGGUCAAGGAGGUGAAGAAGCUAAGGACAAAGCUUCUCCGUUACAUCUGUGUUGCCAGUGGGGUCUGCGAAACGUUCUUCACACGUUAAUUGAUCAUGGAGCGAAUGUCAAUGCCGUUGAUUGCGACCUGAAGACGCCCCUCCACGUGGCCAUCGAAAAUCAACAUGAGGAAAUUAUAGGUAUCCUCUUGUGCCACCCGGGAAUAGACCUUAAAAUACGCGACAAAUCAGGCAACACUCCGUUCGCAGCGGCUUUGCAAGUGAGAAACAACAAAGCGGCUCAAAAUAUUCUCGAAAGACUGCCAAACGCUGCGGAACAAAUGGACCAAAGAGGCCGCAACUUUCUCCAUCUGGCCAUCAUGCGGGACGACCUGGAGUCUGUCCUAUUCCUGCUUUCGAUUCACGUGGAUGUCAACUCUCGCGUGCACGACGUCAAUCAAACGCCUCCGCUCCAUCUGGCAGCCGGAUCCGAAAACGAAAUGCUCAUCAGAAAUCUCAUUUUGGCUGGAGCUCGUCUCAACGACCGGGACGCUACCCAGAAAACUGCCCUCCACGUGGCUGCGGAACGCGGUACCAUCGGAGCGGUUUCUGCACUGCUCCAGAACGGUGCCGAUUUUGACGCCGUCGAUGGUGAUGGUAACAAUGCCCUCCACAUUGCCGUUCGCGAAGGCCACAUAGCCGUAGUCCGCGAGCUGCUGACCGAGUCCGAACUGAACGCCGAAGUGGUCAACAUGAAGGGCCGGAACCCUCUCCAUGAGCUCUGCCGCUGCGGGAAGGAUAAUACAGCUGCGGGAAUCCUAGAGCUGUUCCUGGAAUGCAUGCCAAAGUAUCCUAUCAAUACAACCGACCUGCAAGGGAACACUCCGCUCCUUCUAGCGUACAUGCGAGGACAGGCACAGCUCUGUCGGAUUCUAGUUAAGAACGGCGCUUGUCUGGGCGCAGAGAACAAGGAAGGUCUGACGAUUUUCAACUUUAAACUGGCCACCAAUCAGCUGUUGCACCGGUUGUUGGACGAACUACCGACGGAAUCUCCGUGGGCGUCGUCGGAGCUGUGCCAGGAGUGUGGAACCAAGUUCACCAUGACCAUGAGGAAACAUCAUUGUCGUCACUGCGGUCGGAUCCUGUGCAGCCGGUGUUCCAACAACGACGUUCCGAUUAUCAAGUUCGGAAUCAACAAACCGGUCCGGGUGUGCUGCGUUUGCUUCGAAGUGCUGCAAGUCGGCAGCGGGGCGUAAGUUUCUUCACCAAACUUUUAAAACUGUUUUUCUUUUCUUUUAUCAAAUUUCACCUUGUGUAACAAUAACGAUGAUAGACGGACGAUUCAAACAGCAUAUUUUGAUUAGCUAUCACUUUUGUUGUAACUGCAUAAUGUCCUUUUUUUUGCUUGAACCAGAAUCAGUUCGGACGUUCGAUAAGGCAAAGCUAGAAAGUUCUGCAUUAUUUUGACUGCAGCUACGUACCUACAUACAUUGCUGACUUUAUCUUUCGAUUUCGCGUAUGGUAACUGUACGUACAUAUUAUGAUCACAUAUGCAUAUACUCGAGUAUUUAUAAUUGUAAAACAAUUUUCAAACAUUCGCAUGUUAUAAUUACAAUGCAAAAUGCAAUAAGUUGUAAA